This is a messenger RNA of Medioppia subpectinata, 1935 nucleotides long. Lineage: Eukaryota; Metazoa; Arthropoda; Arachnida; Sarcoptiformes; Oppiidae. The record is from the annotation of a GenBank genome assembly.
AUGUUAUUGUCGUUUUCCAUUAAGACAAUAAUGUUUAAUACGGCACCGAAAAUUGUGCUAGAUAAUAUUACCGGUUAUGCAAUGAGUAAUUCAUUGAACGCAUUGAUGGGACCGUCGGGUGCGGGAAAGACAACGCUAUUAAAGUGUUUGAACGGACAAAACAAUCGGGGGUUAAGUCACGAAACAAAUAUUUACAUCACUAAUAGCCGAACAGUGAAAUCAUGUUUUAUAAGAUCGGAUGUUUCCGAACAGUUAUUAUCGGGACUGACUGUACGACAGACACUGUUAUACGCGUCGAGACUCAAGAACUCGCGGAUAACGAGUCAAUUAAAUCACAAUAAAAUUGUUUGUAAUUUGAUGUCAGAACUGGUGAUCAGCGAUACGGCAGACAAUAGGGUCGAGACGUGUAGUGGAGGCGAACAAAAACAACUGGUGAUCAGCGAUACGGCAGACAAUAGGGUCGAGACGUGUAGUGGAGGCGAACAAAAACGUAUAGUAAUUGCCUGUGAAUUGACUUCUCAUAUAAAGCCUAAUAUGUUAUGUAUUGACGAACCGACGAGUGGUUUGGACAGCAAUGCCGCCGAAGUGGUAAUAAAUUGCUUAAAAUUGUUGUCCAGAACACAUGAGAUGACAAUCAUUGCGUCUAUUCAUCAGCCAAACAAUGAUUUGUUGCAUAUGUUUGACAACAUCUAUGUGUUGGCCAAAGGAGGGGUCUGUCUUGCCGAUAUAAUACUACCCGACGGGUGCGUUGAGCUCGAGUUCGGGGCCGAGUGUUACCAAACGGAGGCCGAGAUAAGGGACGAGAUAUUAAUCAAGCAAAACAUCAAAUAUAACUGCUGUUUACUCCUUGCUGUGCCUUUCGUGGUGUUGAUCGUAAUGUCGGUCACUUUUGGGUCCAAUUUUCGUGUAUUCCGUAGUCAACAGCAAAAUGGUUGGUACAGCACAGGCACAUACCUUUGGUGCCGUACAAUCGUAGACCUGAUCCCCAUAUUUAUAGCUUUGCCAGUAUUUUUGUGGAUCACAAACCGAUACAAUACAAUCACGUUCUUUAUGUUUACGUUUGCGGUUAUAUUACUGGUCAUUAUAUGUACGCAAAGUGCCGCCCAAUUGGCGUCCCUAUUGUUUAUGAAUGACACUAAAGUGGCACUAAUUGUCGCUAUAUUGAUACAUGCUACAGUAUUUUUUAUGAGCAAUAGUCUGAUCCCGGUGAAAGAGCUACAUUAUAUUAUGCAAGAAUUAAGUCACCUAUCCUACAUUCGACACGCGUACGAAUGCAUUAUUAUCAUGUUGUAUGGCUUUGACAGAUGUCAGGGUAAUCAAGUAUCGACCGUAUUGUACGGCAUGGAAAUUGAUGAUGAUCUGUUUUGGCCUAAUAUGAUCCGAUUGGUCGAGAUGGCAAUCGCGUGGACAGACCUUAGGGUUAGUGUCGGGUCGGGAGUGUUGGGCAGGAUAGAGAAACGGAUAUUGUGUGGUAUUUCGGGUGCGUUUACGUCGGGAUCGUUGAACGCAUUGAUGGGUUCUUCGGGUUCCGGGAAAUCAACGCUUUUAAAGUGUUUGAAUGCAAACAAUGAAUACGUAUUGAGUGACGGGUCGGCAGACCAAAAUGAGCGCAUAAUGACGGGUCUGACUGUAGUCCAGGCGCUCACCUAUUCAUUAAAGCUAAAAAACAGUGACAAAUGCAGUGUUGAAGUGAUUGACCACAAGAAUAAUGUGUUGGUUUUAAUGGAGGAGUUGCUAAUCAGUGAUAUCGCAGAUAAUGUGAUAGAGAAGUGCAGUUCCGGACAAUUCAAACGCAUUUGCAUUGCAUUGGAGUUGACAUCAGUUGUUAAGCCAUACCUACUGUUCAUCGAUGAGCCGACCACUGGUCUCGACACACACUCAGCACUCACUCAAAAGGAGGGGUUUGUCUGUAUUCAGGAGUUCCGCAACAAUUGA